AUGGAGCGAUGCCGAGGUACACAGACGCGGAAGAUAGGUAUCCAGAAGCGGGCCAGCUCAGGAUCUGUAGUGAAGGAGAGUACCUUGACGAUGCAGAGCACAAUGUGGAGCCCGACCAUAGCCAUACCCCAGGCGCGGCCCAUGCCGCCGAACACGCAGUUCACGGCAUACGGAAAUAGCAGCUUCAUCUUCAACGGCGGCGAGGACGCUUCUCAUCCUCCGCCGCCGCGGGUGGGGCCAGAGGUGGGCUCAGCAUCGCAACAGGAGCUGAGGGGACGACGACUCGAGAGGAGCGGGGAUCGAGCGAGAGGAGGAGCACCUGCGGCCUCGCCGGAAUCGAUUGAGGGAGCCGCCGGAUCGAGAUCGCAAGCGCGCGCGGAGCUGUGGUCGGAGAUCGAGAUCGGGAUGCGGGAAUCGAAAACUCUGGGGAUCUGA
Molecule: messenger RNA, 435 nt
Organism: Miscanthus lutarioriparius
Lineage: Eukaryota; Viridiplantae; Streptophyta; Magnoliopsida; Poales; Poaceae
Source: the annotation of a GenBank genome assembly